Molecule: messenger RNA, 1980 nt
Organism: Gasterosteus aculeatus aculeatus (three-spined stickleback)
Lineage: Eukaryota; Metazoa; Chordata; Actinopteri; Perciformes; Gasterosteidae
Source: RefSeq, a predicted model, not a curated record
GGAAAUCUCUGUUUGAAACACAGUCCCUCAAACGCUUCUGCCCGGCCACCCGUAGCCGAAUGGACCUGCUGCCCGACUUAUGGAGGCAGGAAUACUGGCUUCCUUCAGGUGUGACCUGGAGGGACGUGGAACAGCUGGCAGACUCGGACCGACCGCGACCCCAUGACCUUCUCAUAGCUCUGCCCCUCGCGCUGGGCUUUGUCGCCCUACGCUACGUGUUUGAGAGUUUUUUUGCCCCACCCAUGGGCAGAUGUUUGGGGGUGAAGAAUAGACUGCAAGUGACGGCUGCCCCCCACCCGAGGCUGGAGUCGUUUUACACCCGGAGGAGCAGACAACCGACCCAGAGUGAAAUUGUUACUUUGAUGUCGCUGUGCGGCAAAACCCAGAGGCAGAUCGAGACCUGGUUCAGACUCCGCCGGAACCAAGACAGGCCACCUCUGACCAAGAAGUUUGCCGAAGCGGCCUGGAGGUUCUUUUUCUACCUCACAGCCUUCGUUGCUGGACUUGCGUGUUUGAUCGAUAGUCCGUGGUUCUGGGACCGCAGGGAAUGUUGGAGUCAAUAUCCAGUUCAGCCGAUGGAGAGAGCUCACUACUGGUACUACAUGCUUGAGUUGGGCUUUUACGGCUCUCUGCUCCUUCGAAUAUCUGUGGACAUCAAGAGGAAGGAUUUUAAAGAGCAAGUGAUCCACCAUUUGGCCACCAUCUUCCUGCUCAGUUUCUCCUACUGUGCCAACUACAUCCGCAUCGGCACCUUGGUCAUGCUGCUCCACGACUCCUCUGACAUCCUGCUGGAGUCUGCCAAAAUGUUCAACUACGGCACCGGCUGGAGGAAAACGUGUGACACGCUCUUUGUUGUGUUUGCCGUUGCCUUCCUUGUGACUCGACUGGUGAUUUUCCCCAGCAAAAUCCUCCACACCACCCUGGUGCUGUCCAUAGAGGAGUUCCAGCCCUUUUUCGGCUACUACUUGUUCAAUGUCCUGCUGAUGGUGCUGCAGGCUCUGCACAUCUUCUGGGCUGGCUUGAUCAUACGCAUGGUUUAUAAGUUCCAAAAGGGCAAGCUGGAGAAAGAUGAGCGCAGCGAUGAAGAGAGCGAAGUCGAGGAGGAAGGCCAGGAUAAAAGAGGAGAGGAGAAUGAGGAUCAAGGAGAGGAUUAUUGUUGGGAGAGAAGUAAAGACAAAAUGAACUCCAAACUGCGAAUGCUGACCAACAGUUGUGUCCUGACCAACCACAGGGCGUCUGUAGCAAACAACAUGCGUAAAGCUCAGUAAAGUCCUGGUCAUUUGUAUUUUUGUAUGUAACAAUUGAAGCCAAGAUUUACUUUAACUUUUACAUGUAACAAUAUACAACUGAUGUGUUUCUUUGCCUUGUUGGUUCCUGCACGCUGACACAUUAAAUGGAGAGCGAAAUUAGACAACGUGGUUGUUUCGCCAUUAGUCUAAUUCAAAUUCUGGCAUAGCAGAGGUGAGUUUGAAUGUAUUGACUUGGUUUUUGGGCCAAAGAAUGGUCUGCUCACCGCUCUGCUACACAAACAAAAACACAGUUCUGUGUUGCAUCUUACAUUGCGGACCGUUAACGUUGUUUAUCAAUUAGCAAGCCAACAAAGCACAUUUGAAAACAGUAAAGAAAUUGUUACAAAAACAUUGCACAAUAGAAAAUAGCGUAUGUCAUUCAUGUAAGACCCAGUACAGCCAGAAGUCUCUUAAGUGAUGAAGUCAUCAAAAUAGUAUUGAUAUGUUAUAGGAUAGAAUUACAUUGUGUCAUUCGCCACUUUGUUAAAUCGCACGUAAUUACCAACUCUUUCCUUUCACACGUUCUAUUUUAGAAUAAUUGUUAUUGAAGCGGUACCUGCUGUUGUUGAUUGUUAACCUGUUCAUAUUCAUACCACUAAUCUGUUUUUUUCGCUUUUUAUAUAGUGUAAUGUUUUGGAUUUGCAUCUUAUUAUUAUUUUUGUUAUUAAAUAAAGAUCAUCUUAACCCGCCA